Messenger RNA from Perognathus longimembris pacificus (Pacific pocket mouse), 1199 nucleotides. It is a transcript of the gene Srsf5, whose product is annotated as serine and arginine rich splicing factor 5. The coding region runs from base 178 to 1008 and encodes 276 amino acids. The transcript is spliced from 8 exons. The record is from RefSeq and is a predicted model, not a curated record. Gene Ontology annotation, cellular component: nucleus; cytoplasm; ribonucleoprotein complex. NCBI's taxonomy places the organism in Eukaryota, Metazoa, Chordata, Mammalia, Rodentia, Heteromyidae. Gene Ontology annotation, molecular function: mRNA binding.
UGGGGGCGACUUCCAUUUUGUGGAACGCCGGAGCUGCUAAGUGCGUCAGUUGUGGAGAGACGAGAGCGAGCUGUGUCCCGGUCUGUGGGGAGGCAGACGACUCCGUCACAGACUGCGGGCCUCUCCGGGUCUCGGCCGCCAAGGACCGCGUCCGGCAGGAAACACUAGCCGGACAUCAUGAGUGGCUGUCGGGUGUUCAUUGGGCGGCUAAAUCCAGCGGCGAGGGAGAAAGACGUGGAAAGAUUCUUCAAGGGUUAUGGACGGAUCAGAGAUAUCGAUCUGAAGAGAGGUUUUGGUUUUGUGGAAUUUGAGGAUCCAAGGGAUGCAGAUGAUGCUGUAUAUGAACUUGAUGGAAAAGAACUGUGCAGUGAAAGGGUUACUAUUGAACAUGCUAGGGCUCGAUCCCGAGGUGGACGGGGUAGAGGACGCUACUCUGACCGUUUUAGCAGUCGCAGACCUCGAAAUGAUAGACGAAAUGCUCCACCUGUAAGAACAGAAAAUCGACUUAUAGUUGAGAAUUUAUCCUCAAGAGUCAGCUGGCAGGAUCUCAAAGAUUUCAUGAGACAAGCUGGGGAAGUAACCUUUGCGGAUGCACACCGACCUAAAUUAAAUGAAGGGGUAGUUGAGUUUGCCUCUUAUGGUGAUUUAAAAAAUGCUAUUGAAAAACUUUCUGGAAAGGAAAUAAAUGGAAGGAAAAUUAAGUUAAUUGAAGGCAGCAAAAGACACAGUAGGUCAAGAAGCAGGUCUCGAUCUCGGACCAGGAGUUCCUCUAGGUCUCGGAGCCGAUCUCGUUCCCGUAGUCGCAAGUCUUACAGCCGGUCCAGAAGCAGGAGCCGGAGCCGGAGCAAAUCUCGUUCUGUUAGUAGGUCUCCUGUGCCUGAGAAGAGCCAGAAACGUGGUUCUUCAAGUAGAUCUAAAUCUCCCGCAUCUGUGGAUCGUCAGAGGUCCAGGUCCAGGUCCAGGUCCCGCUCCAGGUCCAGGUCCAGAUCAGUUGACAGUGGCAAUUAAACUGUAAAUAACUUGCCCUGGGGGCCUUUUUAAAAAAAAUUCCCAAACCAUACUUGCUAAAAAUUCUGGUAAGUAUGUGCUUUUCAGUGGGGGUGGGAUUUGGAUGGGUUGGGUUGGGCUGGAUUUCUUUGUAGAUGUGGACCACCAAGGGGUUGUUGAAAACUAAUUGUAUUAAAUGUCUUUUGAUAAGC